Messenger RNA from Homalodisca vitripennis (glassy-winged sharpshooter), 6193 nucleotides. RefSeq lists its product as uncharacterized. The transcript has 5 exons. Bases 524 to 5605 code for a protein of 1693 amino acids. Lineage: Eukaryota; Metazoa; Arthropoda; Insecta; Hemiptera; Cicadellidae. The record is from RefSeq and is a predicted model, not a curated record.
CCAGAAGCCCAAAAUCAAAAAUAUUUUAUAGUCGACAUUAUUAGUUUGUUUGAAGCGUUUGGACUUACAAUAAGUGUUGUUUAAUAAUAAUAGAUUACAAUACUGUUAUAAAUAAAUCAAAUACAGAGUUGGUUAAAAAGACCAAUCUUCAAAAUGUUUGAAUCAGAUCCUGAUGAAAAUAUAAAUUACAGCAUCGAUUUUACAUUCAAAAAGAAAGAGGAAAUACCUAUACAGUUAUGGAGGGAUCAUUUUAGCAGACCUAUAAAAGAAAGGAAUGCUUCAAUGAACACAAUAUUCAACAGAGAGUAUAUGACAUUGAAAAGCAAAUGUUGCUUUCUGGAAGAAAGCCAAAUUAAAGGAAGAACACUUGACAAAUUUGGUAUACCAAACAUAUGUGGCAAAAUAUGGAAGAAUUUCUUUCAUCAGUCCAGAAAGUGUAAAAGAGUGAAAACACAAGUUUAAUAAAUCAAAUUCAGUCUACAGUAAAAACAUAUUUGGACCACCAAAUAACAUAUCGAAGCCUAUGAUAAAAAUCAAAGUAUCUUCCAAAACAUUUUCUCGCUAUCCUCCAGUUGCUAAAAGAAUUCAUGAUAAUAGUGCAAUUGAAUUGAAAAUAAGCCAAAGGAAUGUUUCAUUGACACAAGAUUUAAAAAAUAAAAUGAAUGAACAAGAACAUGAUAAUAAUAAACACUCAUAUCAAGAUGAUGUUACUGACAAUCUGCUAAUAAAUCGAAAUUUGAACUGUCCAAAUCAGUACACUUCAGUUGGUUUACCUUGCACAAGUAAUCUAGAAAAAUCAGAAAAUCAAAAGCCUCCAAACAAGCAUCCAAUUGAUGAGGCAGAAAUUAAUUCCAAAAAUUCAUCUAAUGCAUUUCUAAUAACUGAGUGCAAAAAUAGGAGCUCACUUCAUCUAAAGGAAAAACCUAAGAGUGGUAUGAAAAAGACUGUACGAUUCAAUGAUGAAUAUUUAUGUAGAUUUGCACCCUCUCUAAAUUCUUCAGAAGAUGCUGAACAAGUAAGUUAUGAAGAGGAAUUAUUUAGCGAUAAUUUUAAAAUUACAGACAAUUGUGUUGAUAUAGAACAAAUGUCUUUAAACAAACAAAAUGAGAUUCAUUCUACUUCAAAAAACAUAUCAGACCUAGUAACAGCACAUCAAGAAUCUUUAAAAAUUGAAAUACAGAAUACACAAAGUUUAACAACUGAUUUCAUAGAGCAAAAUCAAGAGGUAGACAAAAAAUACUGUCUAGUACAAAAUAAAGAUGAAAAAGUACAAAAUAGUUAUAGAUGCCUAGGAAAUCAUAUUAAAAAAUACAAUAUUGACAUUGAACCAUAUGAGGAACUAAUCAUAACUGAAUAUUCUAGUUCUUUAUCAAAUGAGGAUAGAGAAAAAGAAGGAUUGUGUUCAAAAUCAACUUUAACUAACCAACAAUUUAAGAGUUUAUCAAUACAACAAAUAAAAAAUGCAACUAAACAAUGUUUUGACGAAGGAAAUGAUUUUCAACUAAUCAUGAAAAAUGAUAAGAUUCAACAGAUCUGUGAGGAGGUAAGCUUCUCUUCUACUCAGAUGAACAAGUCGGUGAUAGAAGAAACUCCUUCUAUAUCACAAGAAACAGAUGAGAAACAUGAAGAUAUGACUAUUUGCAGUAAUGACGAGACUGGUGAUACUCUGUUGCAUAAAUCAUCAAAUAACAAUGAUUCCAUGCAGGAUCUAUGUAUUCAUUUUGAAAAUUUAAAUCCAGUAGAAAUUAAAAAUAAUAACUCUAGCCAUGAUUUUGUUGACGAUUAUAUUCCAUUAAGUUUGCCUAACAGUCCAGAAGUAAUAAGUCAAAGUAAUACUAAUGAGCACUCUAAACAAAAUCUUAUCAGUAACAAAAUUGACAGACCUAGUCAUGAUUAUUCAGCUAAUGUUGAAGAACCUAAUUACAAUAUAUUUUCUAAGACAAAUUCUGAAAAUCAGAAUGCUGCUCUUUCUCCUAUAUUAAGUGUAACUAACCAGCUUUAUGGGUCGCCUUCAAACUCUUUAUCAGAUCGUGACUAUUUAAGCAACAUCAGUGAAUAUGCAAGCGAAGAUAAAGAAAACAAUAUGACUAUAUCAAAUAAAGAGAAAGUUGGAUAUGACAAUCAAAUUGGAAAUCAAAACCUGAAAAUAAAUUUAGAAAACUGCUUAAAUUUAACUACAAUUUUGUCAAAUGAAAAUGCUCAAAUAGAAUCAAAGAUAGAUAUUGGUCAGCAAGAAAGUGAGAAAACACUACAUAAUUUGAAUAGUAACAGUACAUUUACCAAUGCUUAUUUAAACAUUCCAAAUACUGUGAAUCUAUUGGAUCAAAAUGAAAAUGAGAAUCAAUUGAAUAAGAAAAAUUUGUUAUAUGUGUGUUCAAAUUCAUUUGAAAUCACACAGUCAAGCACUAAAAUGGGAAUUACUCCUUUUAUAGAAAAUAAAAGCCCAAUUUUUGAAAAUAAACAAGUGGAAAAUAAUGGAAACGUUGAUCAUGACUCAACGACGGAUAACUAUGUAAAUGAUAAAACACAUGAAAAUUCUCACAUAUUUCACAACAACACUGGCAUUUCAGAAUCUCCUCCCAAAACAAAUACAUCAGAUGAAAAUAUAUAUGUACCAUUUAAUUAUAUUUCUUCAACUCAGCUUAGAAGUCAUACAGAUUUGGUUGAUUUUAACUUAACCACAGAAUUAAAUGCAGCUGAGACUAGCAGUAUUCUAGAUAAGAAAACUGUGGAAAACUUGGUUGUUGAAAACUCUUUACUAUCAAAACAAUCACCAACAAAUACACAGAUGUUUUACUCAGAAAUCAAGAUUAAUAAAGCAGUUGAGCUACCUUCUUCAGUACUAAAAUGGGAUUCUUCUGAUAAAGAUGAAGAUUUACUGUGCUCUAAAAAUCAGAACCACAAUUUAAGUAAUGAUUUGCAACAAGAUGACUACAUCAUAUUGUCUCCAGGUUCAUCACUAGGAAGCAUAGCCAAGGGGGAUUUAUGUCUUGAACAUAAAACUAAUGAAAUAGAUUAUGAUUUGAUUCCUCUUUCUCAAAACUGUUCUGUGGACAAAAGAAUCAACAUUCUUAGUGAUAAAAUUUCAGCACAAGAAAUUAAUAAUACUGCAAGUAGUGAUUUCAACAAUGAAAAUAACAAUUUAGAAAAUGAUUUUCAUAGUAAUGAGACAACAGCAAAUACGAUUCAUAAUACACCAAGUAGUAAUAGUAGAGAAAUAACUGAAAAUAUGUUCAAAGAAAAUAAUGAAAUCUUACAUGAAAGUGUGCAUGUUCAAACAAGCAGCAUAAUGGAAUAUUCUGAUACAGAAAUAAAAAUAACAUCUACAGGUAGUGAAAAUGGAUUCUUAAAUUCUAAUUUUGCAAUGAAGAGUAAUUUAAAACAAAAUUUUUCUAAUGGUAAAUGUAAUACUACAUCUUCUGAACAAAGUUAUAAAAAAUUUGAUUUUCCUAUUUCAACAACAUAUCGUGAAAGUAAAACAAAGAGAGAGAACAAAGAACUAAAUGUUAGUCAACACACACAAAAUAAUAACCUAAGUGCCACAUGUAAUUCUUUCAAAAAUUCUUUAGAAAUACAGAGAUUUCCUUUACAGGAAAACACUUCUUAUACUAUUAAAAGCACUCCUAUUAAAUAUAUGAUUACUUCACCAAUAACAGAUUGUAAUAAAGCAACAAAUGUUCAAACUAAACCACAGUUACACAAAAUUAUAAGGGAAGGUAUAUUAAUGAAUAAGCAAUGCACACAAAUGGCAGAUGACAACAAAGAGUAUGUUAAAUCAAAGAAAAGUAUAAGAUCUUCAUCAAUAAAUUCAUGCCAUGAAGAGGAUUGGAAUGAUGUUACAUGUAUAACACCUGAGGAUCAAAUUCCACCUAUAAAAACUUACAAUUGUGAUAUGAUAGACCAUGACAACAUACUUACUGUCACAAGUGACAAUAUCACUUCUGAGGGAAGUAUAGGUAAAAAAGAGCAUUUUAAGGAAAAUGUUCCAUCUUAUUUUCAAGAUAAAGAAAGAGAAAGACAUUUAAAUGGUUAUUCAGAACAAUCCAAAUUAAAAUUAGAAGCAAUUACCAAAGUUCCAAUAACUAUAAAAGAAGUUGUAAUGAACAAAAAGCAAGAAAAUAACAUUUUGAAUAAUUUUAAAGAAAAUAAACUAAUACAAUGUUUAGAAUCAAACAACAAUAGUGUUAGCAAAAUACAAUCAUAUGACAAAUCUAUAAAUACCACUCAAAAAUGUGAAAUCGCACAAGAAUCUUUAAAUAAUAAAUUGAAUGAAGCUGGUGAAAUUUUACUUACUUCAGAUUCAGAGAAAUCUUUGAAUGAUUCCAAAUUGAAAUUUGCCAUAAGUAGCAAAAUAAGAGUAGGCUUAUCUCAAUCCAAAAAUGAGGUAUCGAAAAAUAAAACACCUUCGUUUACUGGAUAUGAAGAUAAUGGCACAAGAAAUGUUGAAGUUUCAGGGAUUAUAUAUGAUGAUGUGUCUCCAAACCAACUGUUACGAGCUGAAAGUUUACAUAGGAUUGAAUGUAAACAUUUAAUUAAUGAAAAUAAAUCCAGCAAAAUAACCAGAACAAAUAUAGUACAAGAAGAAUAUCGCAAUAAUAAUACUUUGAAUUAUUCACAAUCAAUGAAAAGUAAACAAUUUUCUCACGUUACCACAAAACCUCUAUUCUUGUUUUGUAACCAAGGAAAAGUUCACUAUCCAUCCUCUAAACUGUUAUGUAAAACAGAAAAAAUACCAUUAUGUACAGCUACUGACAUUUCAGUAAAGAAUACCUCUGACAAUUUAGUUACUAAAGAGAAUUCCAAAAUAGAUUGGAAUGAGAAAAACUACUUCAAUGAUGAAUCAAAAGAGCAUUACAGUACAAUGUGUGGUAGUAUUACAAAUGGAACCAACAAAAAUAGUUCAAAAGUAACAAGCUAUGACGCAUCAACUCUCCAAUUACAAAAAUCUACUAACUGUACAAACUCACAAAAUAGUGAUGUAAGCAAAUAUACACAAAAUCAUAACAGUUCAUUAAGUAAUUACUUUUGUGAGGAAGAAAACAAUUUUUCAGCUGGCUGUAAUUUGCUUCCAGAAAACCUAAAACAUUCCUCAACAGGAAAUUACUUAUCUGAGGAUAGUUUAUCUCCAAAUGGUCGCUUUGACUCUGAUUUUGAGAAUAACCAUAUUGAAACAUUUUUUGAUGAAGUUAACUUCUCAAGUAAGCAAAUAGAAAAAAGAAAACACCUUGAACGGUCUAGUAAUCAAACAUCUGAUUCAGAAGAUAAGGAUAGCUCACAGAAAAGAAUGAAAUAUUCAUCUAACACUUUAAUAUCAGAAGAUAGCAAUUUGGAAUUAACACGUAGAAACAGUUUCAACUCCCAAAGUGGUCACUCACAAUUUGAAGUUAUGAGUAAUGACAGUGGAAGUUUAAAGACUGAUUCAGCUUAUCCUUCCUUGAGUGAUGAGGACCUGGACUCACUCGAUCCUGAGUUAGAAAAAGAAACUACCGAUGGAAAUUACAUUAUUGAAUUAUUUCCUUCAUGUCAAUUAGAAGAUGAUUCUGAAGAUAGUAUGAGCUGCUUGUCCCCAUCCUCAAGGCAAAGUGAAGAUGAUUUUAAUUUUUAGUUUUAAAUUAUUGUUUAUCAUAACUGUCCCAUUAAAAAUAUAUAUAUGUGUAAUUAAUAGUUACUGUUUCUGACUUAAUUAGGUUGUAGUAAUUGUAACGAUUUGAUCUAAAUAUGUUAAAAUUAAGUGUUUCAUUGAUUUGUAUUACUUCAUAAUCUAGUAAAUUUGGUUACAAUUAUUGUUAAUGAUCUAAAUAUGUUAAAAAUUUAGUGUUUCAUUGAUUUGUAUUACUUUAUAAUCUAGUUAAUUUGGUUAUAAUUAUUGUUAAUGAUCUAAAUAUGUUAAAAAUUUAGUGUUUCAUUCAUUUGUAUUAUACUUUAUAAUUAGUUAAUUUCGUUAUAAUACUUAUUGUUAAUGAAUCGUAAUGAAUUCAUACAUACAUAUCUAAAGGAUGCUAGUUUACUUAAUAAUACUACUAACAGCAAGCAAUACUUGUUUUACUUAAUUAAUAACUGCUAUUUUUAAGAAGGUUACAAGAUUACAUGUUUCAAUAAUGAUUUUAUUAAUUCAUAGUUUAGUUUGAUCAUGAUUGUGAAUAAAUCGUUAUAAACUUAUAAAUCUCUUUGAUUGCAUGUAUUUUAUAAUAUU